AUGUUGCUACGCUACCUGCUCAUCUACACUCUGAUGAUGUCAACCUGUGCACUGGCAACGAACAACCCCUCAACCUCAUCAGUCUGCAAAAUUCCGCCUGCCACUAACAGCAGCAGAGUUAUACUGCAGCAUGGAGUUAGAACCCGCUAUGGAGUGGAACAACUAAAUGGCUUGCACAUGAACGUGGGAUUCUACAGCCCGCGAUUUUUGCCAGACGAUACUUUACGUCUGUGUUCGAAAACGUUGUUAGUGGACUUGAGCAAGUACCUGAAUUUUACGUUUACCCUUCAUAUUCGACAUACGACGCAGGACGAAUUGACAGCAAUGAAGAAUGGAUCGUUGGACCUAGACAUUUCGAUGUUCAUCAGAACCCGCCAUCGUGCGCACAGCAUGCAAUUCCUUAGACCACUGAUUGAUAGUUACUAUGUGGUAAUUAUUAAAAGACCACGCGAGAAAAUUACCAUGUUUAACAUUCUCGAUCCAUUUGAUACCUAUAUCUGGCUAUGCAUGGUCGCAUAUUCACUUAUAACAGCAGCCACUAUGACGGCUAUCGAGAGAAUGUCACAAAGGAGCAAUGGUCUACAGGAAAAUGAAGAAACUGCGCAAGGAAUAUUUUAUCAUUUGGGCUACAUGUUUGGCUCAUUCCUACAGCAGGGUGGAGUUAGUUUGCCUCUCCAUCUUCCAUCUAGAAUAUUACUAUCUAUAUGGUGGUUCUUUGCUCUUUCUAUCUGCGCACUGUACACUGGUAAUCUGUUUAGCUUUCUUACAGUGAAGCCAACAAUUCAGUAUCCGUUUAGGACACUAAACGAGUUCGCCCAUCACCCAACGAUCAUCCCGACAGCCGUGGAAGGGUGGUCAAUAUUGGAUGAGAUGCAGCGACAACCUUCAGAAUCUGAUCUUGGGAAAAUGUGGCAGAAAAUGUCCGGAGAUAGGCGGGCGGUAGUCAGCAAUAUAGGCGCUGCGAUAGAACUAGUCGUCACGAGAAACUAUGGAUUUAUCAAAAAUGUAAUAGGCGCUGAGGAGAUUUUUCGUGCAGACUAUGAAUCAACUGGAACUUGCAGACUAGCUAUUGCGCCGUUAAAAAUUCCAGCAAACCGCAGGUCAUGGAUCGUACCACUUAACAGCACACACGCACACGCCAUCAACAUAGGUCUACAGUCGUACAUGGAAAGCGGUCUCUUCGAGCUGCUCCGCAAGCGGAUCCUUUCACACGGAAUACCCAAAUGCUCGCAGGAGAUGGGAACAGGAAUUCACGCACAGAGUCUUGACCUAGAAACAAUGUAUGGUAUAAUGCUUGUGCUAGCGAUAGGAUUACCCAUUUCUCUGGCUUUCUUCCUACUGGAGGUUAUCAUAGUGAAGUGGAAGAGAAACGCGGAGCGGUUAUGUUGCACUGGGCGUUCGUAG
This is a messenger RNA of Priapulus caudatus, 1404 nucleotides long. Its product is annotated as glutamate receptor ionotropic, delta-1-like. Gene Ontology annotation, cellular component: membrane. Gene Ontology annotation, biological process: monoatomic ion transport. The transcript has a single exon. The coding region runs from base 1 to 1404 and encodes 467 amino acids. Gene Ontology annotation, molecular function: signaling receptor activity; ligand-gated monoatomic ion channel activity. The record is from RefSeq and is a predicted model, not a curated record. NCBI's taxonomy places the organism in Eukaryota, Metazoa, Priapulida, Priapulimorpha, Priapulimorphida, Priapulidae.